AAUGAGUCUCUGCGCACCUCUGCAUCUGACAUUGCUGUGUUGGCGGAGACACGUAACGCGUCUAAAGUCAACGAAGGCAGGGCACUCCUUGGCACUGAUCGUCUAGUAUUUAUCAGAAUUUCAAAGUCCAGUCUCAGACAACUAAAUCUCUAAAAUGCGUGAGUGCAUCUCCAUACACGUAGGACAAGCCGGAGUUCAAAUUGGCAAUGCAUGCUGGGAGCUCUACUGCCUGGAGCAUGGCAUUCAGCCGGACGGCAACAUGCCGGCUGACAGGACCAUCACCGUUGGCCGCAGCGGAGGCGGGGACGACUCCUUCAGCACGUUCUUCAGCGAGACGGGUGCCGGGAAGCACGUUCCCCGUGCCGUGUUUGUGGACCUGGAGCCCUCCGUGAUAGAUGAGGUCAGAUCUGGAACCUAUCGCAGCCUGUUCCACCCCGAGCAGCUGAUUAACGGGAAGGAGGACGCAGCCAAUAACUACGCCCGUGGCCACUACACGGUUGGCAAGGAGAUCAUCGACAUUGUGCUGGAGCGCGUACGCAAGCUGUCGGACUGUUGCACAGGCCUCCAGGGCUUCCUCAUCUUCCACAGCUUCGGCGGAGGCACCGGCUCCGGCUUCACCUCCCUGCUGAUGGAGCGCCUCUCCGUCGACUAUGGCAAGAAGUCCAAGCUUGAGUUUGCCAUCUACCCAGCCCCCCAGGUGUCCACUGCAGUGGUGGAGCCCUACAACUCCAUCCUGACCACCCACACCACCCUGGAGCACUCCGACUGUGCCUUCAUGGUGGACAAUGAGGCCAUCUAUGACAUCUGUCGCAGAAACCUGGACAUCGAGCGCCCAUCCUACACCAACCUCAACAGGCUGAUUGGCCAGAUCGUGUCUUCCAUCACUGCCUCCCUCAGAUUCGAUGGUGCUCUGAAUGUGGACCUGACGGAGUUCCAGACCAACUUGGUGCCCUACCCACGUAUCCACUUCCCCCUGGUCACCUACUCCCCCAUCAUCUCCGCUGAGAAGGCCUACCACGAGCAGCUGUCUGUCUCCGAGAUCACCAGCGCCUGCUUCGAGCCGUCCAAUCAGAUGGUGAAGUGCGACCCUCGUCAUGGCAAGUACAUGGCCUGCUGCAUGCUGUACCGUGGAGAUGUGGUGCCCAAAGACGUCAACUCGGCCAUCGCCAACAUCAAGACCAAACGCUCCAUUCAGUUCGUGGACUGGUGCCCCACUGGCUUCAAGGUGGGCAUCAACUACCAGCCCCCCACUGUGGUGCCUGGUGGAGACCUGGCCAAGGUGCAGAGGGCCGUGUGCAUGCUGAGCAACACCACCGCCAUCGCUGAGGCCUGGGCCCGUCUGGACCACAAGUUUGACCUGAUGUACGCCAAGAGGGCCUUCGUGCACUGGUACGUGGGCGAGGGCAUGGAGGAGGGCGAGUUCUCCGAGGCGCGCGAGGACCUGGCGGCGCUGGAGAAGGACUAUGAGGAGGUGGGAGCGGACUCUGUGGAGGACGAAGAGGAGGGGGAGGAGUACUGAGCUGAGCCUCCUGUGCGAGCCACCCACUGCCUACCCGCAAAAGGGAUCAACAUUCUCUCUCCUUCUCUCUCUCUCGUUCGUCAACUCUUUGUUUAUUUGUCGUCUGAGUUGUUCUGUCCUUCUGUCCUCAGUGACUGCUGUGUUGGUCUGUUCUGCUGCUGCUGAGUUUUCAGUUUUUUUUUUUUUUAUUAUUCUCCUCUGAAUAAAUAUUUGUGUUUAAA
Molecule: messenger RNA, 1740 nt
Organism: Clupea harengus (Atlantic herring)
Lineage: Eukaryota; Metazoa; Chordata; Actinopteri; Clupeiformes; Clupeidae
Gene: tuba5
Product: tubulin alpha 5
Biological process (GO): microtubule-based process
Cellular component (GO): microtubule
Molecular function (GO): GTP binding; structural constituent of cytoskeleton
Source: RefSeq, a predicted model, not a curated record